Molecule: messenger RNA, 2553 nt
Organism: Lotus japonicus
Lineage: Eukaryota; Viridiplantae; Streptophyta; Magnoliopsida; Fabales; Fabaceae
Product: pentatricopeptide repeat-containing protein At2g37230
Exons: 1
Coding region: 88-2292 (734 amino acids)
Molecular function (GO): protein binding
Source: RefSeq, a predicted model, not a curated record
CUCAACAUUACAUUUCAUUUCUGUUAAACCCUACUAGCUUCUAACCCUCCUCCACCACACUUGGCUGCUGCAACAUCACACACCACCAUGGCUUUCAUUUCCAAUUCCAAGCUCCUCCGAUGGCGACCCACUCUCCGCCCCUUCUUCCCCAACCCUCUCUCCCGCUCCUCCACCUCCACCUCCCUCGCCGAACCUCUCUCCGAUCCCGACCACCACACCCAACCUCCUCGUUCCGAACCCCAAUCCCGAUCCAGAACCUCAUCCCAACCCAACCCUGAACUCAUCAUCUGCCGCAUGAUGGCUAACCGAGCCUGGACAACCCGCUUACAGCACUCGAUCCGCUCCGUCGUCUCAAAAUUCGACAGCUCCCUCGUCUGGAACGUCCUCCACAGCGCCGCCAACCCCGAACACGCUCUCCAAUUCUACCGCUGGGUCCAACGGGCUGGACUCUUCGUCCACGACAGGGAAACCACCCUCAAGAUGAUCCAAAUCCUCACGCGCUACUCCAAGCUCAACCACGCGCGCUGCAUCCUCAUUGACGCUCCUAAGUACAAUGUGCCCUGGGAUGAGGACAUGUUCGUCGCGUUGAUCGAGGGCUACGGUCGCGCUGGGAUCGUUCAGGAAGCGGUUAAGGUCUUCCAGAUGCAGAAGGAGCGGACUGUGAAAUCGUAUGAUGCAGUGUUCAAGGUGAUUCUCAGGAGGGGGAGGUACAUGAUGGCGAAAAGGUACUAUAAUGCAAUGUUGAGGGAGGGUAUUGAACCUACUAGGCAUACGUAUAAUAUUCUUCUUUGGGGUAUGUUUUUGUCUUUGAGAUUGGAUACUGCUAUUCGUUUGUAUGAGGAUAUGAAAACUAGAGGUGUUUCGCCUGAUGUUGUGACUUAUAAUACUUUGAUUAAUGGUUAUUAUCGGUUUAAGAAGGUUGAGGAGGCUGAGAAUUUGUUUGUCGAGAUGAAGGGGAAGAAUAUAGCGCCUAAUGUGAUUAGUUACACGACUAUGGUGAAGGGGUAUGUUGCCGCGGGGCAGGUUGAUAAGGCUCUGGAGGUUUUUCAGGAGAUGAAGUCUUGUGGGAUUAAGCCGAAUGCGGUUACGUUUACCACGUUGUUGCCGGGGCUGUGUGAUGCGGAGAAAAUGACUGAGGCUCAGAAUGUGUUGGGGGAGAUGGUGGAGAGGUAUGUUGCGCCUAAGGAUAAUGAUGUUUUUAUGAAACUGAUGACUUGCCAGUGUAAGGCUGGGAACUUGGAUGCGGCUGCUGAUGUGCUGAAAGGGAUGAUAAGGUUGAGCAUUCCCACGGAGGCUGGUCACUAUGGUGUCUUGAUUGAGAAUUUCUGCAAGGCUAGUGUGUAUGACAGGGCUGAGAAAUUGUUGGACAAGUUAAUUGAGAAGGAUAUCAUCUCGAGGCCGCAGAGUACUUAUGAAAUGGAAGCUAGUGCGUAUAACCUGAUGAUUAAGUAUCUGUGCGAUCAUGGGAAGACAGGUAAAGCAGAAACGUUUUUCCGCCAGUUAUUGAAGAAGGGUGUGCAGGAUUCUGAUGCUUUCAAUAAUUUGCUCCGCGGGCACUCGAAAGAAGGCAAUCCUGAUUCUGCUCUUGAGAUCGCGAAGAUCAUGAGCAGGAGAGGGGUGCCUAGAGAUGCAGAAUCUUACAGAUUGCUUAUUGAGAGUUACUUGAGAAAAGGAGAGCCGGCUGAUGCUAAAACAGCUUUGGAUAGCAUGCUUGAAAGUGGGCAUCUACCAGAAUCAUCUCUUUACAGGUCAGUUAUGGAGAGUUUGUUUGAAGACGGCAGAGUUCAAACUGCAAGCAGGGUAAUGAAAAGUAUGGUGGAGAAGGGGGUAAAGGAGAAUAUGGACUUGGUUUCAAAGAUAUUGGAGGCCCUUCUCAUGAGAGGUCAUGUUGAAGAAGCUUUGGGCCGAAUUGAUUUACUUAUGCUUAACGGGUUUGAGCCUGAUCUAGACCGCCUUUUAACAGUUCUUUGUGAGAAAGAAAAGACAAUUGCUGCGCUCAAACUUUUAGAUUAUGUUCUUGAGAGAGACUUCAUCAUUAGCUUUUCACUCUAUGAUAAGGUUUUAGAUGCUCUCUUAGCAGCAGGGAAGACCCUCAAUGCAUAUUCGAUCUUGUGUAAAAUUCUGGAGAAAAGAGGUGCUACAGAUUGGAGCAGCCGUGAUGAACUGAUUAAGAGCCUUAGCCAGGAGGGGAACACAAAGCAAGCGGAUGUUUUGUCGAGAAUGAUCAAGGAAAAGGAGGGAAGUUCCGUAAAGAAGAGAGAAGGAAAGAAGAAAGUUAGUGCAGCUACAUAAUUUGUUCUCUCAUCAUUUUAUUUUUAUGUUUUAGAUGUGACAAGAAUUCAUGAGUUUUGUGUUGGCUGUAAUAAGUUGUUAUAUGAGGAAAAGAAUUCAGGAAUUGUUCUUUAUUUAUAACCCAAAACUGCAAUUUCUUCUGACUGACAAAAUCAGAAUUUUGUUAUGACACACAUCAUAUGUCAUUAUCUUUUAUUUUGUCGCUAUGUUGUUAUCAACAGUCUACUAUCAAGGUCUCCCCAUUGUGUUUUUCAUGUUAAA